Molecule: messenger RNA, 7125 nt
Organism: Pseudophryne corroboree (corroboree frog)
Lineage: Eukaryota; Metazoa; Chordata; Amphibia; Anura; Myobatrachidae
Exons: 42
Coding region: 238-6126 (1962 amino acids)
Biological process (GO): regulation of DNA-templated transcription
Source: RefSeq, a predicted model, not a curated record
CAGCCCCCCGGGCCUGGAAUGGUGGGGAAUGAUCCGUGCGCUGGGAGGCUGGUGAUUGGGGGCUGGGUGUGAGGUGUGUGUCUGCCCCUCUGCCGGCCUUCUCCCCUCUCUCCUCCCACUUCCUGUGUCCUCCUCACCCUCCCCACCAUUCCCAGGCCCGGGCAGCAGAGACAAAAGGACGGACACCCCGAGCCGGGCCGCCCCGAGCGCUGGAGGCAGCAUGUCUGAGCGAGGGUCAUGAUGCCGCGGUGCUCUGCCAGUGGCUGCAGGAAUGGCUCAGAGAGGGUGGGCAGCGCAGUCACUUUCUACCCCUUCCCGGCACAGGCGGAGGCUGCGGAGCGAUGGGCCGGUCUGUGCGGAGCCUCCGGACAGGAGCGCACUCAGCUCCAGAGGGAUAUAGAGCAGGGCAGCUCGGGGAAGUACUUCGUCUGCUCUCUGCACUUUGAGGAUGAUGCUUUAGAGAGGAGCCCGGCGGGGGAGUGCAGGCUGCGGCAGGGAGCAGAGCCCACUCUCUUUCCAUGUAGCCCACAGGACAAGGCCCUGGAGGACGAAGCUCAGGCUGAUGGCGUGUUACCGGGGCCCCAGGGGAAGCAGACCCCGUCCUCGGCAGCUUCACACUCCCCUAGUAGCCGCUCCGUCUCCCAGACCUCUAGGACUACACAGGUCCUGGACACAGAGGAGUCUCCAGGAACCAGAGUCUCCUGUGCCGAGCACGGGACACGUGUGUCUGAGUGCCCCCCCGCAGUGCACCACCUCCAGUCUGGGGCCAGCCAGAUUGUUCUCAACUUCCGGGAGCAGAGUAAUGGGCUGACUGUGGACAGUAUGCCAGAGAGGACUGUCUCCCAGUGCCACGAGGGAUGCCACAGCUUGCAGAGAGUGGUCCAGCAGAUCGUUCUCCUCUUCUUGGAUCGCCCAUGUGAGUCAGCUAAGCAAACAUCUCAGGGUCCUCCACUUACCGUGAGCUCCAAAACCCAGACGGAGGGCACCAGGCAACAUGGAAAGUCCCAUUAUCCACCAUCUCCGUCAGAGACACCAGUCCUAUCCCAAACAUGUGAAGAACCUGUGCGGACAAUGUGCUCCAGCACCCACACGGAGUGUCCUAGCAGGCCUGAAGGACUUAACCAUCCACCAUCUCACCCACAAGUCCCAUACACGUCACGCCCAGAACCUGUGCACACGGUGACCUCCAGCAAUCAGGGAGAUGGGACCAGGAGAUGUCUGGAGGUCAACUACCGAUCCCCAAACAUGGAGAUACAAAUGUCUCCACAGCUCUGUGUGAACUCUGAGAGAAGUGAUGACUCUGCCACCCCAUCCAGGGUGAUGGACAGUCCAGGGACACUUGCCCAGUCACCCACUGACUUACUGAUCCACCAACCAUCUGACCCAGAACCACAAGCACUGCUGUCAUGUCAGGAGCCUACGCAGACCAGAAGCUCCAGUACCCAGACUGAGGCCACCACACAACACGUGGGCCAAAGUCACCUCCCGCCCACCGCAGAAAACCAGCUCCCUCUCAAAUCCUUCCAGUGCUCUAGUACCCAGACUGAGCCGCCUGAGGAGUCCUCCCAUGACUCAGACGGUGGAACCCGGCACAGAUCGCAUACGGAAUACACCCUGACCCUGGACUCCUGGACUCAGACUCAGAAGACGGAUGGACACGGACCAGGACAUGUCAGGGAAUGUGACGUGACACCUGAGCGCCCUCCGUACAGCUACAACCAGCGGCCCUGCGGCAUCUCCUGCCUGACACCAGCUCUGACCCAGUACGUGGGUAAUCUACUAGAGCACCACAAGGUGUCACUGCAGGACUCUGGGCUUCAUCCAUGUAUUCCACCCUCCUCUGCCUCCCCGUGUCCGCCCCAGCACCGCGUCCGACAGAUUGUCCUGAAUUUUCUGGAACAAGACUGCAGACCAGUGACUCAGGAUGUCCCCUUUGCAGCCACUUGCAACGAUCUGUCAUCUCCUGAUUUUCCAGCGCACCAGCACCAGGAAACACAGACCAGUGAGGAGCUUCUGCAGCCGCUCAAUACACCCAAAGAAAAGCCUGGAAGACCCUUCUUUCGUCCUCGGAGACCCUCGCAGAGCCGUAGCUGCCCCCCGUCACUGACUGGCUGUGUGACGCCACCACUACCCCAGCAGGAAGAAAGCCGCCUCCGUACCGCUAUCAGGGAUGAGUCUGUGCCGCAGCCGCGCCGCGAGGCAUGGGAUGGCAAGGUCACCUUUCAGGACAUUGUCAUCUAUUUCUGUAAGGAGGAGUGGCAGCUGCUGCGCAUCCAUCAGAGGGCGCUGUACCGGGAGGUGAUGUCUGACAAUUACCGGUCUCUGCUGUCUCUGGGGCUCCUGGUGGAGAAACCUGACCUCAUGGCGCGGAUUGAACGGCAGGAGGAAGACCUCUGGGAGGACGAGACUGCAGACAGGAGACUGCGGCAUCAGGCUGCGGAGUACGGGUGUUUCCCAGACCUGGGUACAGGUGGUGCCCGCUUCCUAGAUAACGAUGGGACCACCGCUAAUCCAGGGAGAGCGUCCGUGGAGAGUAGUAGUCACCUUGGCGCCUUGAUGCGGCUGGUGAGUGAGAUCCCCGGCUUCCUGUUGGGCGGCUCGGUGGCAGAUGGAGGCUUUUCUCCUGCCCGCAGUCUGGAGGACCAUGAGAACAUCGGACCGUGCUCAGUUAAAACAGAGGAAAGUUCCCCGGCCUGUACUCCAGCUUCUGCCCACGCUCCUCAUCCAGUAGUGACCCCGGAAAGCGCCGCUAGCCCAGGGCUCCCCAGAGACACGGAGGAGAGACACCGCAAGGUCACCGUCAAAGUAGAAGAACAGGUGGUUGUAACUCCUACAUCCAGACAUGGCGCCCCCUUCUGUCAGCCUAGCGUAUUGCCUUUAUGUAUCAAGAGAGACCCUGGAACCAGCGCCGAAUGUGUACAGGGGAAGCCGCAGAUUAAACAAGAGGAUGUUCCUGCGGCCGCCAGUUCUGCUCACAGCUUCAUUGUCCAACAGAGGCCCAGAAUCUCCCACCUCCCAACUAGCUCCGGACCCCGUCACCCCCACCCUCCAGACAACGGCAGGAGACCCAGCUCCAGAGGUGGAACAAGUGCUUGGGCAGCUGUUCCCCUGAAUCGCUCAACUGGAUCCUCACCCCGGAACCCCAGCGUCUCGCCAGCAUCUCUCUGUGAUGGAACUAGCAGCGCUGAAUUGGGCGACUUAAAAAUUAAAAUUAAACAAGAGGAUUCUGGGAGUGAGCGAGAGUCGCCGUGCGGUGGGAAGAGAGUGUAUAACAGUCCGAUGUCGUCACCUUCUGCCGUCCGGCAGCCGGAGAGAGAUCACUGGAGGCCGGGGUCUUCUCCCAGGAAGUCGCCGGCAGAUAACAUACCGCUGGGAGCCUCUCCCCUGCACAGACUGGUGACCUGCCUGAAGGAGAUCAGCGCUGGGCACCCACGUGCGCAUAACACUGCGAUCACACCCGCGUCCUGGGGGACAGACGCCAACCGAAUCUGUACAGAAGCCCCUGUCAGAGUGAGUGGACCUCUGGGGUCCUGGGGGCCUGAGAUCCCGGCCACCAAGCCCAAUCCUUUCACAGUGGCGGUCACCAAUGGAGCUGGGUGGCUGAAGAGCAGAGAGACGAAGACCCUGGAGAGUCGGAGCACAAGGCUGAGCAGAGAUGAGACCAAGCUGGACAGAUUUCGCACUCAUGUCCCCAGUGGGCAGAACAUGGGCAGUGGAUUCCAGAGGAGUGAAGAAUCCCGCAGGCCAGAACUGGGAGUGAAGAGAACGCACUCUGAUGAUCUGUCCCGUCUGCCGGGUGUAAUGAGCGGAGCAAAGAGGCCGGCCGUGGAGACCUCCUCCAGCUCUUCCCGUGCUGCCAGCAGCUGCUCCCCCAGCCGCUAUGACACGUGGAGGCCACCAGGGGAGCUGCAGAGAGCCCUCACAAAUGAUCAGCCAAUCGGAAAGUCCCAUCUGAUGAGCGUGAUGGACUGCGUGAGGAAGAUCCCCGGCUGUCGGCCCAACCCUCCCUUACGUGUCCCAGGAUCAGACCUUAGCCGGACCCCUGCGCAAGGCAGCGGUACAGAGGGGAAGCUGGUAGCGGUGAAAGAGGAAAAGGUCCCGAGCCCCCACCUGCCGGCCGCCAGUCAGUGGUUACAGCCGCCACGUAACCCCGACACCCCAGAGCAAUCAGGAACUGCAGCCACAAAUGUCCAUCUGACUGGGCUGAUGAGGCUCAUGGAGGAGAUCCCAUGUGCGGAAUCCAGUAGCUCUUCCAGGACCAUGUACAGUAUUGCCGUGGGACACACUGCGGGGGCCAGGAGACCUGAGAGACCCAAUUACUGUAACGAUGACGGCAGUUUCCAGUCGGAGCUGAAUGAGAAUACCAUUGCCUCGGUGGAUUCUGUUUUCAGUGAUGACACAAGCUGGUCAUCGGAGAAUGUGGACCCUUCCUACUCGGCCAUCGGUGGGCUGCAGAAGGUGGUGAGUGAGUUUGCAGAACUUGGGUCGGUAAGUCCUCUAGUGGCGGUCACUGCCCCUCCAGUCAGCGCCAGUAUCCAAGAGGCGUAUGCACAGAAGAAGAGCAAGGAGCCAGUAACGACUAUCUCCGCAGCUCCUGUUUCUCAUCCCAGUGAGGGCGUCAGGCGAUCUGUGGGUGGUGCGCCAGGGAGUGCCGCGAGCACCUGUUCCGCUGAGAAUGGAGCUGCAGCCUAUGCGGCUCUUUGCGGCUUGCAGAAAGUGGUCCAUGGAUUUGUAGAACAGGAAUGUGUGAGUCCUAUUUCUGCAGUCAGGAACAACCCACCCAACGCCAGCCUGCGAGACUGUUCAGGAAAGAGACCGACGUAUCCAGAGGAAGAAGCUGAGUCUCCCUGUCUUCAGGAAUUCUCCCCAGCACUGACCAGUCGCUUUCUGUGUGACAGUGGGAACUGGAUGUCUGAAACUGACUCCUCAUACUCUGCCCUUAGUGGACUCCAGAAAGUGGUGAAUGGCUUCUCGGAGAUGAGUUGCGUCAGCCCAUUCUCUGCUGUCAGUACUACCGCCAGUGAGCCACCGGCACAGGAUUCAUCAUACUCUACCCCCAGUGGGCUGAAGAAAGUGGUUAAUGGGGUCCCUGACAUUAGUUGUAUAAGCCCAGUUACUGUGGCCAGUAACCUGUCCAGCGAGGGUGAGCCGGAUCCUAGUGUAAAGAGAAGAUGUGACCGAGAAAACGUGUCCCGGAAAUACGCGUCCGAAAGGCAGAGCCACUCCUCUAACGCCGUACCUACCCAUGACGACUCUGGACACUCACAUGAUUCAUACUGUAGCCCCCGGAAGACUCCUGGUUCCAGCAGUCACUGCAUUGAUCUAACGCAGGAGGAGGAGCCACACUGUGGUAAAUCCAGAUCGUCUACGCAGGAAGGCCAGAGGAAGCGGAAGAUGGGGGAAGAAUUACCCAGCAGCCAGUCGCUAAACACAUUCCAUAACAGAGCCAGCGGCGUGACCUCCAGCGGCCAGGUCUCUAGCAUCCGAACCACCAGUGCCCAGGUCUCUAUCGGACCGACCUCCAGCGCCCAGAUCUCCAGCGCCCGAACCUCCAGUGCCCAGGUUUCCAGCGUCCGAACCUCCAGUGCCCAGGUCUCUAUCGGACCGACCUCCAGUGCCCAGGUCUCUAUCGGACCGACCUCCAGUGCCCAGGUCUCCAACAGCCGGGCCUCCAGUGCCCAGGUCUCCAGCAGCCGGGCCUCCAGUGCCCAGGUCUCCAGCAGCCGGGCCUUCAGCACCCAGGUCUCCAGCAGCCGGGCCUCCAGUGGCCAGUGCAUUGAUCUGACUGAGGAGGAGGAAAUGCUGACUAACCCCAAGGCACUGAGCGCAGGAGUCCCCGGAACAUCCUCUCAUUCAGACAGCCCACAGAAACGGUCUCUUGCUGAGAGGAAGCACAGACCCUGCAUCGACCUAACACAGGCGCAGAGACUCCGCAUGGACAAAGCGCAGGAUCCGUGGCCCCCGGGCCCUAACAGAGGGGGAGUACCUGUGGUCAAUGAGCAUCUGAGUGGUUUGGAGAAGCUUCUGAAAGGAGUGCCGACAUUUACCCCGACUAACCACGCCAGUGCACAGAAGUGGAACGGGAGCUGGUGGUUCAGAAGCACGUCGCCUCAUGCAGAAACUUGAAGAUUCCGCCGUUACCAGAAUGACCAGGAAUUGGGAAGAGGGAGCGGUGCGCGUGGUUUUGUGGCUGAUGGAAGCAUUUUAUGGAAUAGCGGAUUGGAGGGUAAUAUCCGGAACCUCGUAUUAUGCCGCAGCCACGGGGGAACCUGAGGGAACUCUGAGACUGAGAGGGGUUUACAGUCACACACAAACAAUAAUCUGGUUAUCGACGCUGAGAAGUCUUACACCAGGCUCCGGCUUACCAGUGGUCCAACCACAGCAGAUGUCCAGAUGGGAGUCCUCAACAGCGGUGUCCAUUCAGCUGGGGGCGCUGCGAUCUGCACAGUAUCAGCAUUACUUUCAUACUGGGGGAGUUACGCAUGACACACAGCCCGUGCAGCUGUGAUUGGUAGAGGUCUGGCGGUAUCAGACGGCUUUGGAGGGAUCGGGGCCUGGUAUGGCUGAUCCGCACCGCGCACACCUCCGCAGCGGCGUGCACAGAAGGACGUGACAUGUGACGGGAGCUGUGAAGGCGACUCUCUCACUUCCAUCCCUCCACGGGACACCAGACUGCGCACUGACCGGACUAUUCCUGCAGAUGGCGCUGUGCGGGCAUGGAAUAUCGCAAGCUGCGAGGCGGGCGCUGGACUCUACGUGGCGUCGGCUGGGCACCCCGCUGCCACUCGGCCUCAGAACUGUUACACAUAUCUCUCUAUUUUUCUACCAGUCACUUUAUGUACAUAUAUAAUAUUAUUGUAUCUGCAGCCUUAUGUUGUGUUACAUCUGACCAGGAUACAGGGUGUAUUAUACAGAGUUAUAUACAGAGGGCAUUAAUAUCUUCUGCUUGACAGGUGUUUUUUAUAUAUUUUUUUUCCAUGUUUUUCUCCAUAUGUUUUUUUAUAUACAGAGGAAUAAAUCCCAGAUUCUGCCCCCUCUAGGGCACAGUGAGAAGCUAUCUGCCCCGAGCGUUAUUAUGGAAGCUGAUUGUACACAAUCAUAUAGAAAUAAACAUGUACUACCUCA